AAAGUUAUCGAGAAUUAUUGUUGUUGCAACCGCCUCCUGUCAAAAUUUUAUUUUUCAAAUAGACAAUAGGCAAUUCCGAAACAUCUAGUAGAAUGGACUUUGACAAAUUGAUUGCAUUGUAAGGAAGUAUUAUUAUUUUGGAAGUAUUAGCGUUAUAAAAGCCUUAAGUCGGUAUUUAAGAUGAGUGAAAAGCGAAGACCCAAUCAUUAUUGGUUAAUGGAUCCAUGGUACAAUCAACAAUACGUUAAAAAGCGCAAGAAAGCAGAACAGCCCCGGAGAACUACUAUCGAUAAUCUUAUCAACGAUGGCGUCAAUGAGGUUUUCAUAGAAUCAGGAGAAAGUUUGCAAACAGAUACUUCUUCGGAUGUCUCCGAUGACAACAACACAAUCAAUCCAACCGAAGUAAACAGUUCAUUUUCAGUAGCAUCAGAAAGUGAAUUACCGGACCUUCACAAUAAUGAAUCACACGUUUCCAAGGAAGAUUCUCAAUCCGAUUUUAGCAGGCAAACGAGUUCGUGCAAUGCAUCGGAAGUGCCAAGUGAUUUCGAUAAUCAGAACAGGGAAGGAAUAGAGGAAUCGGUGAGAUGUUUUCUUAUGGGAUCCAACCACAAUGUUGCAUUAGAACUUUCACAAAAAUCUAUGAAGAUCUGACGAAAGAAACAUCAAACAUUGUCACUGUUCUAAUUAGCUGUUUGCAGUGGAACAAAAUAUAAAAUUAGAAGAUCAGGAUCGAUGGAUUGCUAUUUCAGCGUUUGUGAAAUGUGGAUAAAGGCACAAAUCGGAA
Aedes aegypti (yellow fever mosquito) is the source of this 784-nucleotide messenger RNA. RefSeq lists its product as uncharacterized. The transcript has 3 exons. The record is from RefSeq and is a predicted model, not a curated record. Lineage: Eukaryota; Metazoa; Arthropoda; Insecta; Diptera; Culicidae. Bases 181 to 651 code for a protein of 156 amino acids.